Penicillium verrucosum is the source of this 2268-nucleotide messenger RNA. RefSeq lists its product as uncharacterized. Lineage: Eukaryota; Fungi; Ascomycota; Eurotiomycetes; Eurotiales; Aspergillaceae. The coding region runs from base 1 to 2268 and encodes 755 amino acids. The transcript has a single exon. The record is from RefSeq and is a predicted model, not a curated record. Gene Ontology annotation, molecular function: hydrolase activity.
AUGUCAUCACGAAGGUCGAUCUACUUCAACCCCGCGGCAGCAAAUGAGCGCAGUGCCUCCCCGCAAGUCGAAGGUCUAACAGCAUUCCAUCAAUCCUUCCCCAACUAUGCCCCAACUCCACUAGUCCAGCUCCCAGAGCUCGCAGCCGAGCUAGGCGUUGGCCACGUUCUCGUAAAAGACGAGAGCAACCGGUUCGGCCUACCAUCAUUCAAAGUCUUAGGCGCAUCAUGGGGCUGUUUCCGAGCAAUUGCCGCGCAACUCGGCCUACCUUCUACAAUCUCGCUCGAUGAACUUUCAAGCCGAGCAAAAGAAGCAUCAAUUAUCUUGACGACAGCCUCGAUGGGAAACCAUGGACGGGCAGUUGCGUUCAUGGCUCGACUCCUCGGUAUCGAGGCGCGGAUCUUCGUUCCUCGGUCUUUGAGCCAGUGGACUCGGGAUCUUAUCGCUGGGGAAGGGGCUCGGUUGGUUGUUGUUCAGGGCGACUAUGAUCAGGCCGUGCAGGAUGCUGUGGAUGAGACGCGGGUGGGACGGGGUGUACUUCUCAUCCAGGAUACGGCGUUUGAGGGGUAUGAAGGUGUCCCUACGUGGAUCGUGGAGGGAUAUUCUACUAUGAUGCACGAAGUUCAGAAUGAACUUGCUCGGCUUGGUCUAUCAGGUAGUCUGAUGAUUACCCCUGCAGGUGUGGGCAGCCUGGCGCAUGCGGUCGCGAAGCAUUGCAAGUCGCAGAGCACACCUAUGUCUGUAGUCGCUGUCGAGCCUGACACGGCUGCUUGUCUAUCUUCUAGCUUGACUGCUGGAAAGCCGGUUACUGUCCAAACUUCUUCCACGAUCAUGGAUGGUAUGGACUGCGGCACUGUAUCUUCUACCGCCUGGCCCGAUAUGCAGCGCCUGGUUGAUGCCUGCGUCACCGUCUCGUCUUAUGAGAGCCACUGCGCUGUGCAGUAUCUGACUUCUAAGUCUGUGGCAGCUGGGCCAUGUGGAGGUGCAUCAUUGGCCGCACUGCGACAGUUGGCUACAUCAAAGGAGGCCACGUCACUUCUGAACAAGGAUUCCGUGGUCAUUCUUCUCAGCACUGAAGGUGCACGCGAAUAUCCAGUCCCAAAAGACGUAUCUGUUGAAGAUGUCGUGGGAUUAACUCAAACUCUCACUCAAAUCAACUCUUCCAACCCGACCUUGUCUGUAACGGACGGAGUUGGUGAGACCGAAAUCGCAAACUAUCUCGCCGCCUGGUUUGCCCAUCGAGACAUCGAGUAUCACUGGAUUGAGAAGGUUGCUGGACGACCAUCUCUCGUGGGAGUCUUACGAGGCAGCGGAGGUGGCAAGUCUCUCAUGUUCAACGGCCACACAGACACCGUCAGUCUCUCUAGCUACGAGGCAGAUCCCCUAUCAGGGUCAAUUGGAACCAAGAAUGGCAAAGAGGUUAUCUUUGGCCGGGGCUGCCUCGAUAUGAAGGGGGGCCUGGCUGCAGGUUUAGCUGCCCUUGCAGCAACUAAAGCUAGCGGCCGCGUACCUCGAGGCGAUGUUAUUGUGGCUGCAGUAUCAGACGAGGAGGAUGCCUCGCAGGGAACUCAGGAUGUCAUUGAGGCUGGCUGGCGUGCCGAUGCUGCUGUACUUCCCGAGCCAACCCAAGCUGCGAUAUUUACUGCCCACAAAGGAUUCGUGUGGGUGGAAGUUGAUAUCCUGGGAGUUGCUGCGCACGGGUCCGACCCUGUAUCAGGAGAAGAUGCUAUCCUAUAUGCCGGAUCCUUCUUACAGGCAUUGGAGAAGUACCAAUCUCAGCUGCCAGUGGACGAUCUCCUGGGCCAGGGUUCGCUACAUUGUGGCUUGAUUCGGGGUGGUGAAGAGCCCUCAUCCUAUCCAGACAAGUGUACCAUCACAGUCGAAUUCCGCACUGUCCCAGCUCAAACGGAAGCGUCCAUCCUAGGAAAUAUCAGUGCGCUGCUGAAAGAUAUCGCUGAGCAGAAGCCUCGUUUCAAAUUUGCCGAGCCGCGUAUUACAAUGUCACGCCCUACACAGAAGGUGGCAGCUGAUCAUCCGUUCGUGCAGAAGGCGGUAGCUUGUGCCUCUGCCGUGCUGGGGAGUAAGCCCGCUGUCAAGGCUGGUCCAUUUUGGACCGAUGCGGCCUUGCUCGGCGCUGUUGGUAUCCCAUCCAUUGUAUAUGGCCCCGCAGGAGAGGGCCUCCACGCUAAGGAGGAAUGGGUCGAAGUUGAGAGUCUUCAACAUUUUGAGAAGGUGUUUACCCAGCUCGUGCAGGACCUUUGUUAUUGA